Molecule: messenger RNA, 2022 nt
Organism: Umbelopsis ramanniana AG
Lineage: Eukaryota; Fungi; Mucoromycota; Umbelopsidomycetes; Umbelopsidales; Umbelopsidaceae
Exons: 10
Coding region: 362-1894 (510 amino acids)
Source: RefSeq, a predicted model, not a curated record
GAAGGGUCGUAAGAUUUAGUUUGCGGAAUGAUGUUUGGAGGGGUUUAAGCAGUAAUAUUGAUUUACUUUGUGGAGAUUAUGGCCGCACCAUUCAGCCGUAGCUUUACCCGCAUGACCGUCAUAAAUCCCAAAGAAGCCUUGUCGGUCCAUGCCCCCAAAUUGAGGGAUGCAAGCAUGCGCAUCUUCCAUAGUCCUUCGGCAUCGCUUGUUUCUAUCUUCUGAAACGCCAACCAGGAAGCCAGCGGCUUUAAUUGCCUGCUUAUGAGCAGUCUCUGCCACGGCUUGAUUAUCCGACAUGUUGGGAAAGUGAACAACAAAUGACUUUAACGCUGCUGAGUUUCGAGAUCCUUUUUCAAACCAAAUGAUUGACUCAUCUCAACCCAAGUGGAAUCAAGACCAACACCAGGCCAUCAACACUAUUAUUCAAGUUGCUUUUGUUAGAAUAAGAGAAAUCUCUGUCACCGACGAUGAGUGGUUGAUAGGACUGUGGAAGCGCCUAGCUCGUCAUUACCAUACCGACACCACGGCACCUAAAGACAUUCCCCUUAGCAAGGCUACCACAUAUCUUCUUACUCCAGAAGAUGUUCGAUUUCAAGUCAUUUUGGACCUUUUAUCUGUUAUUCUGGAUCUUCAGCCAGAGAGUCAAGCCGAUAUCGAAAUGAAAUACGACGCGAGAGAACGUCGGUUUCUCUUAGAAGUGGCACAUGCCAUGCAACUAGCACCCGCAGACGUCAACAUGGCUGAGCGAGCAGUGGGUCAACAGAUCUAUUUCAAACUACAAGAACGAAAUGGCGCCGAAUCGGGGACGCGAACCAACGACAUGGGAGAAAGUGCAUCGGCUGCUAUGGAAGAUGCCAGCAGAAGGAAUAAAGCUUGGCGAUGGGUUAAAAUGGGAGCAGGAGCAGCUGCUGGAGGGGCUGUAAUAGCGUUGACAGGAGGUCUGGCAGCCCCUUUGGUGGCACCUCUCGUGGUUGGUCUCACUGGAGCGACAUUUUUCACCACAGCUGGAGGCAUUGCUCUCAUGACCGGACUAUUCGGCUUAACAGGAGGUGGAUUAACAGGAUGGAAAUUGCAUCGAAGAACUCGUGGUAUUGAUGACUUCAACUUUGAGCAAGUCCUUGAUCCCAGUAUACCCCACAUACCAUCACUCAACUGUACUAUAUGCGUGUCUGGAUAUUUACAGGAUGAUGCUUCGCUUUGUACUACUCCCUGGGAGAUCGCUUUUCACAAGUCCAAAGCGUAUCAAGAUAUUUAUUGUGUAAGCUAUGAAAAAGCUGCUUUGCUUGACCUUGGGCGUGCUUUCAAAUCAUUCAUUCGGAAUGAAGCUUUUAAGUACGCCGGAAAAGAAGCCUUAAAAAUGACCGCCUUGCAAGCUUUCUUUGCGGCCGUCGCACUACCAGCUACUCUGUUGAAGGCCACUGAUGUAAUUGACAACCCGUGGCAGAUCGCAUCUGACCGAUCGAUAAAAGCUGGCAUAGUAUUGGCCGAUGUUCUAGAACAAAGAGUGCACGGCAAACGUCCCUGCACACUGAUUGGAUUCAGUGUUGGAACGUUGGUGAUCACACAAUGCCUCCAGGAAUUGGCUGAACGUGGCCAGUUCGGCAUUAUCGACAACGUGGUCCUCAUGGGAGCCCCCAUUUCGAGCACCAACAAGAAAUUAUGGAUGGCCAUGCGCUCCGUGGUUAGCCAUCAAUUCAUCAACUGCUAUUCUCCUAAUGACUGGGUUCUAGCCACUGUGUAUCGACUCCAUUCCAUGUCAACGGAAGUCGCCGGGCUGUCCCCUAUCACUCAUGUUCCAGGAAUAGAAAAUGUCCAGGUGGGCAUUGAAGGUCAUGCAAGUUACAGCGAGAAUGUCAGCAGUAUUCUCUCGCAGGUCCAGCUUGUAGAAGCUUAGUACCAAUGUAGGUUGCAGAUAUAACCGGGAGGAUUGGUUGUUUCCCCCACUAGGAAUGUAAAAAGUCUACCUGGAUGGGAAAAAAUAAACGCAGGAAAAAUUUCAUUAACUACGGAACAUGCCGUAAA